AAACAUUUUAAUUUAAACAUAAAUUGUUGUUGUGUAUAAUGUAUGUGUUUAAAAAACCUAAGUAUCUACAUCAUCAAUUUUCGUUGUAUAUUCGAUCGUCGUAUUUUCGUAUAAUGUACGUAGUUUGUCCUUCGAUCAAUAAUGUGAUCGAAAAUCGCUGGUAGGAGGAACGUAAUAAUAUAAAUAUUGAUUGUAAGCAUACCAGCGUCACGAUAUUUAGUAAGUAGUAUAGAUUUUAUAUGGCCCGAUUAUUAUUGUCUACUGUUUAGCGUAUUAUUAUUAUAAAGUUGUAUUAGUACAGAUAUUGUCAGUGUUUAACAUGGUUAUAUUAUAUUUUCACAGUAUAUUUUGCUAUACCUAUAUGUUAGAAAAACUCACCAAUGGCAAUGAAAAUGACGUAUUCCUGGAUAAUAUAUUCAUGUUUAGUAUUCGGAUCCGGCAUUUUGUAUGGCAGAAAACUCGAAAGACGACAAGCUGUAUCAUCUUGCUCAGUGAACACGGAUAAAUUUCAUUGUUCAAAUGGACUGUGUAUCGAAUGGUCGUGGGUUUGUGAUGGUCGUAAGGAUUGUUCAGAUGGUUUAGACGAAACCAACGAGUUAUGUGCUCUAUACGAUUAUGGAACAAAUUUGACUACGGGUUGUGGUAGAUCAGUUGUCAACAACACUGCUGUAUUGAUCGACGAUGAUAAACAAACACUUAUUAGAGGAGUACCUUGGAGUGUUGGAAUAUAUUAUUUCAUAAGAGUAUCAAAAUAUCCUUUAGCUGGUUACCAAUUUUGCGAAGGAUCAAUUAUUGCUCCAAAUGUAGUAAUUUCUGUGGCUCAAUGUUUUUCUAAUGAAACAGGAUUUUUAUCUCCUAAAAUAUUACUAAAAAAGGGUCCAUUCAGAAUUGCCGUCGGAAAAUAUGAUCAAAGUUCUAAAAUAAUUGGUUAUAAAAAUAAAUUAGUGACUCAAGCAAUAUUUGACAACAAUAAUCAAUUAUUGACUCAAAUAAUAAAAGUUGAAACAAUUUACGUGAAGGAAGCUUAUGAUGGAGAAAACGGGUUUUAUGCUGAGAAUAUAGCUGUUAUUUUGUUGGAAAACAAAGUUUCGUUUAGCAAUGCUGUUGCACCUGUUUGUAUCGAUUGGAAUAGUAAAUAUAAGGUACACACUGGAGAUAUAGGAAAGAUUUCCGUUUGGAGAAUAGAGGAAAAUGGGACACAAAAUCCUGUAUUAAUAGAAAGAUUUCUUCCAUUCAUUGAACCUAGUAAUUGUCGAAAAAAAAUUUCAACCAAAAAUCAACAACUUGUGUAUUUUGAUAAGUUUUGUACAACUUAUACAUUGGGUAAUACACAUUUAGAUUCUGAUUGUAGCAAUGAAAGUAUUAAUUUUACAUUAAUUCGUGUUUUAUUUUCGCUCUUCAUUAUAUACUUUAGAGCAGUAAAAAUGCUUCAAAUUUAACUAUGAUGGAACUUUUGAUAUUUGAUUGUAUGUUGUUGGUAGGUACUUUGGGGGUUAAAAGUGAAAUAUUUUAACGAUGUUCUUAGUAAUUGGAAAUUUUUUUAAAAAAGCGGGUAAUUGGGUAUCAUUCUACUGUACGGUGUUCGGGACAGUUUGUUUGAUUCCCAAGCCCUUAUGAUAGUAUGUUUUUAAAUGGUGUGUUUUAAUUGGUGGUUGGGUUGUCUCUCCGUUACACUUUUAUGGAUUUUAAGUUUAAAUAUGUAUUACUGUCACAUUCUUCGUGCUGUUCUUAAACACACUAUAAUGUUUAAAAAGUCGUAUAGCGUUAGUUUAUAAAUAAAUUAAAUAAAUAAAAAAUGUUACCAUAAGGUUAAACAUUUUUUGGAAUAUUUUAUGAAGGGAAUUUAGAUGAUUGUUGCUAGUAAUUUUAUGAUAACUGAUUGAUAUGGAAUAAUAUCAGUGUUUUUUUAAUUUCGUCUCAAAAUGACUUGUUUUGUUUAAAGUUUUAUGCUAUUUUAAGGCAAGAGUAGUAUAUGGGGCACUUCAGCACACUACCAUUUCAAAUGCAAUAAUUAU
Acyrthosiphon pisum (pea aphid) is the source of this 2015-nucleotide messenger RNA. RefSeq names its product suppressor of tumorigenicity 14 protein homolog. The transcript is spliced from 8 exons. Gene Ontology annotation, biological process: proteolysis. Gene Ontology annotation, molecular function: protein binding; serine-type endopeptidase activity. NCBI's taxonomy places the organism in Eukaryota, Metazoa, Arthropoda, Insecta, Hemiptera, Aphididae. The record is from RefSeq and is a predicted model, not a curated record. Bases 381 to 1439 code for a protein of 352 amino acids.